AUGGGCACUCCACAUUUCGGCAGCCACAUCGCAGACAAGGCCCGGAUACAGGUGCUCAAGGCGAUUGGCAAAGCCACAUUUAUGAAUGCACCCGAGAAACUGCUGAAAGCAUUGUCGGCCCAUUCGAACGAACUGCAAGAUUUGAGCACCAAUUUCGAAAAGACGACGAUCUUCACCCGGCAUGAGAUCGAGAUGUGCACAUACUAUGAGACAAAAACAACAAGGUUUGCUGGGAAAGAAUAG
This is a messenger RNA of Aspergillus calidoustus, 243 nucleotides long. The record is from the annotation of a GenBank genome assembly. NCBI's taxonomy places the organism in Eukaryota, Fungi, Ascomycota, Eurotiomycetes, Eurotiales, Aspergillaceae.